UACUACGUGUGUGAAGGAGUUCCUACAGGAGGAGGGGGGAUCAAGUUGCAUCUUUUUUUUUUUUUUUUCCCUCCUUCCUUUAAAGUGGAGCUCCAGAGCCAGGGCGCGGAACGACAGAUCUUUUUUUAAUUGUUCCAAAGCAGGAACUGCUCAGCUGUUUGAUUUUUUUUUUGCAGAACUAAAUAAUAAUAAUAAUAAUAAUAAUACAACAGAGAUGAGUAUCGAGACGCUUUUGGAGGCAGCCAGGUUUUUAGAAUUGCAAGCCCAGCAACAACAGAAAGCACGUGAAGAGAACGAGUUUCGGGAGAGACUGCGCCUCAAACAGGAAGCAGGGACGCAAAGAGCGGAAGCACCCCCCUGCAUUCCAGCCACGCAUGUUAAUCACACGACCACAAAGGAGGAGUCGAGUCCAGAGCAUAAGCAUGCCCCUUCACCAUCAGCCCUGUCCUCUCCUCCUCCCCAUCCUGCUCCCUCCAUUCCUAUCACAGUCAUUCCCAUUCCUGUAGUGUCAUCCAGCCCGACCACCUCACCUGCAUCCCCUCACCUCGGCGUGCCCCCAAAAGACACCCACUCACCCCCAUCUCAGCACGUACUGCCCCAACAUGCAGUCGUACCCCAUCAGACUAAUGGCCCAAAACAGGCCCAGACCCUGCAACCUUACCCUGGGUCCAUCGUUAGAACAUCCCAGCAUGCUCUUCUGUCCCAGCCAGCAAACACACCAGCACAGCCAAGCCUCAUGGCCAAAAACAGCCCUCCUGAGGAUCAUCGUGGCCUGGAUGGCAAGAAAAGACCUGGAGGAGCAGGAACAAGGGAAGUGCAUAACAAGCUUGAAAAAAACAGGCGCAAACACUUAAAGGAAUGCUUCGAAACCCUGAAGAAGAACAUCCCGAAUGUAGAUGAAAAGAAAACCUCCAAUCUGAGUGUGCUGAGAAGUGCGCUAAGAUACAUUCAGACUCUGAAGAGGAAAGAGAAGGAGUAUGAACAUGAAAUGGAGCGCCUGGCCCGUGAGAAGAUCUCGACCCAGCAGAGGCUGGCUGAGCUGAAGAACGAGCUCAGCCAGUGGAUGGACAUGAUGGAGGUUGAGCGGCUGGUGCGUCAGACCGUUCAACCUGAAGAUGACCAAGCAUCCACCUCCACAGCCUCAGAAGGUGAAGAUAACAUUGAUGAGGACAUCGAAGAAGAGGGCAUGCUGACCUCUUCUCACUCAUUACCCAGAGUGCUUCAGCCAGAGCUCAGGAAGCCAUCUCCAUCUCAGUCCCAAACUCUUUCUGUCCCAUCCAAACCCUCCCAGCCUCCACCAACUGUUAUUGCAUCAUCUGCCUCAGCCUCUGUCCAGCCUUCCUCGCCCUCACUCGCCUUGCCCUCUGCACAGGCAGCAGUGGCCCAGCAGCCCCAGACCAUGGUGGCCCCUCAGAGCUUGGCAUACGGACAUAUCGUAGCCACUCCCACCAUCCAGCCAACAGUAAUCACACACGCUUCUUCACACGCCUCUGUCAUCCAGGCAGUCAAUCACGUCACCCAGACGGGCACCAAGCACAUCGCCCACAUCGCCCCUUCCACCACUUCUUCCCCGUCCUCUACCACCAGUGCUAUACAGCUGGCACCUGGACCUCAGACCAUCGGGCACAUCACAGUGCACCCAGUGACGCACCUUCCCACACUAUACCCACAACCAGUUACCAUCUCACACACUCUCUCGCAUGGUCAGGCUAACGGUGCCCCAGCGUUGGCCAAACAGACGCCCGUUGGGCAUCAGGUGCUCACACAUCACCCGCAGCUGGUGGGUCAGACUGUCCUCAACCCAGUUACCAUGGUGACCAUGCCCUCUUUCCCCGUCAGCACAUUGAAGCUGGCAUGAGAACGGGAGUCCCUGCUAGUCACAUCCAGCAUUACAGCAGACAAAAGCAGUACAUUCCAAAUAAAAAUGAAUAUAUGAAGAUUCUAAGACAAAUUUAUCUAAAUUUAUAUAUAGCUGUUACGUUGUAUGGUAAAAGGAAAAAAAAAAGUUUUGUAUCCUUUUGUGUGGAUGAGAUUAGAUUGUGAUGUCCUCUUUCAUGCUGCUAUGUGUGUCUGUGUGUGCGAGAGAAAGAGAGAUGGUGAACAGAAAGGUGGAUGAUGUGGCAAAAAUAUCACAAUAAUUCAAGACGUUUUCACAAAAUAUCAUAUUUACGUUUGCUCACAAAGUGCCAGUAAAUUCAGUGCUGCAGUUAAAAACUGUACAAAAUCUGAUUAUAUUUGGAUCCAAAAGUAAAUGAUCACAGAACGAAAGGGAAAAUUAUCCAUUUGGUACAAAUUUAUAAUUUAACUUGCAAUCAGUUGCUUUUUAAUAAAAUUGGUUAUUGUCAUAGAAGUAUUGUUCCAUCACCUCGCCCCAGGAGCAGAAAUUUGGGAGUCGUGUGGUAACCUUGACGAUCUUCGCAAGCUACUGUGUCGUGUGCCUGACGGUAUAGAUUGUGUGACUGUAGUGUUCUGUGGUUUAGUUCAGAACCUUAGUGUACUUCCUACUCAUCAGCUCAUAGGACAGUUUUUAUAAACCAUGGUUUGUGAUGAAUUUAAUUUCAAAAUCGAGUUCUAGCACCGUAUCAAUUGUGUAACUGCCCUUUUACGUGGCAUUUCAACGUUUUUAUUUGACCUUUAACAGAAAGUAUCUGUUGCAGGAAUUCAGCAUGCAAUUUUCUUGAAUGUUUUCAUGAAUUUUUUUUUUUUUCCCCUUCCCUUCCCCUAUCUAACAUUUUCAGGGUGUUGCAUUCUUGAUUUAUGAUUGCAUGUAGUGCAUUUUGGACCGAGGAACUUGAGUGAAAUCAUCUCCUGUGCCUUUAACCAUGCCUCUGUGGCACUGCGGUUCUCUUCCAUGCUGCACAGACGUCCUCUGGUGUCCUCUGUCUGGAACUGCACUCUCCACUGGCACACCAGUCAUUAGCUGCAGAAGUGAGAUUCUGCUCGAGUGCCCAGCCUAGCCAGCAAAACAUGAGGUCCCAGUUCUGUAGCUAUCGCUGUGCCAUGGAGGGGUUACAGUGUAGUAAAAGAAUUAAAUAUGAGAUCCUGAACUUUUAUUGUGAAUGUACUUUUUCUGUGUUGAGAUGGAACACAUUCAAUGCCUUCAUCAUGUAGCUGAUUUAAUGUGAGCUUUAGGUUUGGCAGGAGUGUAGUGUCAUUGUUACUAAGGAGGGAGGGUGUGUGUGUGUGUGUGUGUGCGUGCGCUUGUGGUAGGUGUGUAUGGCAUAUUCUACUUUGUCAACUUCCAUCUGAUUAAUGCUGAUGAAUUUGACUGUGUUUGAUAGUGUGUUUGUGACUAAUAGUACAUAGUGGAAAUGCAGUACAUCAUCCAGAGCUUCUGUGAAAACAUCAAGCUGCAACAAGAAUGUGAUCCUGUAGGAGUGUAAAUUCAGAAAGACCGGUCCCAUCACUGAACUACUCAAAGGUGGUGGAUAUUUAUAAUAGUCCAAUCCAAACACCUGGGUCUUGACUGAACCACACUGAACACUCCACAGACCUGCAAGUCCAACCUAAUCUGGAUGUCCUCUGAGAUUUGACGUGCAAACCUCGAACACUGUGAUAUUACUCAUGUGACCCACAAAAAGAACAGCCCGAGUUUACAAUAUUAAUAUUACCAAGCACUCAUUCAACCUAGCACAGUCCCUUAUUAAUUUCGACGCUUCAUGAAUGAGAAUUUAAACUUCAUCUUUCGUGAAAUCUGUUUGAAGUUUGUUUUAACACGCACUAGGAUGCACAUGUUUAACCAGUUUAACACCUUUUAUGGUUCAGCAUGUUUGAUUUGGUAUGUAGAUGAAUGACUUGUCGGGGAAAACUGUUUUAGGGGAUCAUAUACAGUACUGUAUACUACGGGGUAACCUUUCUGACCUCUGUCCACAUUAAUAUUAUAUAUACAAAAAGUGUGUUUUUUCCCUAUGGAGAAAGUUUAUGUUGUGUGUGUGUGUGUAUAGCCUGUACAUUUGGGGCUGCACAGAUCUAACUGUCCAUCAUGUUCAAGUUCUGAAUGAAGAGGAAGAGCAAAACUAGAACAAAUGUUGAAUAAAUAAAAUCGUUACCUUCGCA
Neoarius graeffei (lesser salmon catfish) is the source of this 4056-nucleotide messenger RNA. It is a transcript of the gene mnta, whose product is annotated as MAX network transcriptional repressor a. Gene Ontology annotation, biological process: regulation of transcription by RNA polymerase II. The transcript is spliced from 6 exons. The coding region runs from base 215 to 1858 and encodes 547 amino acids. The record is from RefSeq and is a predicted model, not a curated record. Gene Ontology annotation, molecular function: RNA polymerase II cis-regulatory region sequence-specific DNA binding; protein dimerization activity; DNA-binding transcription factor activity, RNA polymerase II-specific. Lineage: Eukaryota; Metazoa; Chordata; Actinopteri; Siluriformes; Ariidae.